Messenger RNA from Mucor mucedo, 1050 nucleotides. RefSeq lists its product as uncharacterized. NCBI's taxonomy places the organism in Eukaryota, Fungi, Mucoromycota, Mucoromycetes, Mucorales, Mucoraceae. Bases 266 to 985 code for a protein of 239 amino acids. The transcript has 3 exons. The record is from RefSeq and is a predicted model, not a curated record.
AAUACUUCAUACAAAAGAUCAUAUGACGGAUUAAUCGUAUGAUAGAGUUUUUAAUUAAGAAAUGUCACUACUGUACUGAAGUUUCAAGAUAGGAUAUUUAUCGUAAGAGUGGCUUGUGAUUCUGCGAUUCUCGUGGAUAUCUCCGAUUCUUAAUUAUUCAUGCUUAAUUUUCGACAACAUUUGCGAUUCCCGUGUAACAGAAAGAGCUAUAAAACCUUUUGCAUUCUACACAAUUAUCAUGCACAAUUAAUUUAUUAUUAACAAAAUGCUUUCGGGAGAACUCAGCGAUUCAAGUAUUACCAUGGCCCCCAUGUUCCGCAUCACGUCUAGACAUGUGUCUAUGGAAGCCAAGGCUGUCGACUCGGGUGUCAAUGUCAAGUUGUUCACCUCAAACCCAGUUUUUCAGUAUUACUUUUUGAGAUUUUGUUCUGUUGGGGCAAAGCACUAUAUCACUGGACCUUUGAAUAUCACUGCUUUCACUUUUGAUGACUCUAACAGAGCAUUUUGUAGUGUCAAAUUGAAUGUCCAUAACAUCAGACCUUUGGCCAUUACCGACGAAGAGGGAAACGUCAUUCCCACAGACGCAACAAGAAUCAGACUUCGUGAUAUUGAGUCGUUACCUUUGACGAAGUUCAAAUAUCUGGUUCACAAGUAUGUGUGGGAAAAUAUCAGCAAUGAUAAGAUUGUUUUUGGCAAUACCACAGAGAAGGGUACACACAAUUUGGACUCUUUCGCCAAGGCUUUGUCGACCAUGCAUGACGCUUUAGUGAACAAGAAACUUAUCGUUGGUGGAUUUAAUCCAGUUUCAACGACUGAAAAAAUUUCUCGUCCUGAAACCAAUGCCUAUGGUAGGCCUGUACCCAGGACCACACAGACUGUCUACUCUUACAAUCUUGAAGUUAAGAGAACUGAUUGGAGUGAUCCAGCCUUCACUCUUCAGAAUCUUCUGAACGAAAAUCUUCCUUUCCCUGUUUCCACUUUUUGAAUAAAGAUGCCAUGGAUUGUUAACUUUUUAGCCUUUAAAAUAAAGUUUUGCAUGAAUCGCACAUG